Molecule: messenger RNA, 1037 nt
Organism: Camarhynchus parvulus
Lineage: Eukaryota; Metazoa; Chordata; Aves; Passeriformes; Thraupidae
Gene: PRMT1
Product: protein arginine methyltransferase 1
Exons: 9
Coding region: 11-931 (306 amino acids)
Cellular component (GO): nucleus
Molecular function (GO): protein-arginine N-methyltransferase activity
Source: RefSeq, a predicted model, not a curated record
CCUGCAGGAGAUGCUGAAGGACGAGGUGAGGACGCUGACGUACCGCAACUCCAUGUUCCACAACCGGCACCUGUUCAAGGACAAGGUGGUGCUGGACGUGGGCAGCGGCACCGGCAUCCUCAGCAUGUUCGCGGCCAGAGCCGGCGCCAGGAGAGUCAUCGGGAUCGAGUGCUCCAGCAUCUCCGACUACGCCGUCAAGAUCGUCAAGGCCAACAAACUGGACCAUGUGGUUUCCAUCAUCAAGGGCAAGGUGGAGGAGGUGGAGCUGCCCGUGGACAAAGUGGACAUCAUCAUCAGCGAGUGGAUGGGCUACUGUCUGUUCUACGAGUCCAUGCUGAACACGGUCAUCUACGCGCGGGACAAAUGGCUGAGACCGGACGGGCUGAUCUUCCCCGACCGCGCCACGCUCUACGUGACGGCCAUCGAGGAUCGCCAGUACAAGGACUACAAAAUCCACUGGUGGGAGAACGUGUACGGCUUCGACAUGUCCUGCAUCAAGGACGUGGCCAUCAAAGAGCCCCUGGUGGACGUGGUGGAUCCCAAGCAGCUCGUGACCAACGCCUGCCUCAUCAAGGAAGUGGACAUCUACACGGUGAAGGUGGAGGAGCUGACGUUCACGGCGCCCUUCUGCCUGCAGGUGAAGCGCAACGAUCACGUGCACGCGCUGGUGGCCUACUUCAACAUCGAGUUCACGCGCUGCCACAAGAGAACCGGCUUCUCCACCAGCCCCGAGUCGCCGUACACGCACUGGAAGCAGACGGUGUUCUACAUGGAGGAAUACCUGACGGUGAAGAGCGGCGAGGAAAUCUUCGGCACCAUCACCAUGAAACCCAACGCCAAAAACAACCGCGACCUGGACUUCACCAUCGACCUGGACUUCAAGGGGCAGCUCUGUGAACUCUCCUGCUCCACCGACUACCGCAUGCGUUAGGGGGCCCAAAACCCCCGGAAUUCACCCCAAAAUCAGCCCCAAGCCCCCUCAAAAUCCCCCCCAAAACCCCCCAAAAUCCCCCAAAAAAAACCCCAAAAAAUCCCAA